AUGGCUUUCUAUCCUUGUGCUGUCGCCAACUGCAUAUUCGACGCUCUCGCAUAUGAAAAUAGCUGUUACGCUUGUCGACAACGAUUCUGCUUUCAACACUACCGGCAUCCUCUACACGAAUGUUCACUAGGAAAGGGCAAGGGCAUGAUUGGUCUAUGUCAUACUCUUGAGGAAGAAUAUGAACCCGAGGUAACUCAACUUCUUAGCUGUCUUGAUAUUGACUCGAUAAGAACUGAAGUCGAGCUACUUCGAACUGGUCAGCAACUAGCCACUGUCCAUUUUCCAGUCGAUUGGGAGGACUCGGCAUGUAGCUACAUGCAAGGACAGUCCAACUUUCACAUCAAGAUCGAUUUUCAAGAUGGUGCACUGCAUCUGGCGGGAGUAGCUGUACCCAAUGCUUAUGCAAGGCCUUUGAAUAGUAAAUUUCAUCCUAGACUUAUAUACUGCUAUCAAUCGAUGAUACCUGGGGAAGCCUGGGCUUCCUUUUCCCAUCGGAAUGAAAGAUUUCAACCACUAUCAGACCCUUCCAUCAAUCACGUCAAAAGCCUCGCCAAAUGGUUCAUGAACAUGGAAAAAGCCAAGUUCGAUAAAGUAGGAAGUAUAACCUGCCAGAAGGACGCUACAGGGUUUGAAGUUGAUCCAGUUAUCGAUCGAUACCCAUAUCAUUCCGUACAGCCUUACUUCCUGGAUGAUCCUGGAAAGGAGAUAUUGUAG
Kwoniella mangroviensis CBS 8507 is the source of this 714-nucleotide messenger RNA. RefSeq lists its product as uncharacterized. Lineage: Eukaryota; Fungi; Basidiomycota; Tremellomycetes; Tremellales; Cryptococcaceae. The coding region runs from base 1 to 714 and encodes 237 amino acids. The record is from RefSeq and is a predicted model, not a curated record. The transcript is spliced from 5 exons.